Anopheles nili is the source of this 3642-nucleotide messenger RNA. It is a transcript of the gene Ide, whose product is annotated as insulin-degrading enzyme. The record is from RefSeq and is a predicted model, not a curated record. The transcript has 7 exons. Bases 1 to 2955 code for a protein of 984 amino acids. Gene Ontology annotation, cellular component: cytosol; mitochondrion. Gene Ontology annotation, biological process: peptide catabolic process. Gene Ontology annotation, molecular function: metalloendopeptidase activity; metal ion binding. Lineage: Eukaryota; Metazoa; Arthropoda; Insecta; Diptera; Culicidae.
AUGCGUAUGCAUAGCAUAAUCAAAUCUGUGCAAGAUAAUCGAAACUAUCGUGGCUUAGAACUUUCUAACGGAAUGAAAGUAAUGCUAAUAUCCGAUCCUACAACGGAUAGAUCGGCUGCUGCGUUGUCCGUUGCUGUUGGCCAUCUCAGCGAUCCGUUAGAAAUUCCUGGUUUAGCUCAUCUUUGUGAACACAUGCUUUUUCUUGGCACAGAAAAAUAUCCUAAAGAAGAUGAGUAUACAGCCUUUCUCAAAAUGCAUGGGGGCAGCUCGAACGCGGCAACGUGUUCCGACAUGACUAAGUACUAUUUCGACGUGAUCCCAAGUAAGCUUGACGAAGCGCUGGAUCGAUUUUCGCAGUUUUUCAUUGCUCCAUUAUUCAACGAGGAAGUUACUGAGCGAGAAAUAAGUGCUGUAAAUUCUGAACAUGAAAAAAAUUUAUCACAAGAUGUGUGGCGUGUGAAACAGGUUAAUAAGUCCCUAUGCAAACCAUCGCACCCAUACAGACGGUUCGGCACUGGAAAUGCGCUAACGUUAUCGGAGAUCCCUCGUAAGAAAAACAUUAACGUUCGUGAUGCACUGAUGAAAUUCCACCAUCAAUUCUAUUCUUCGAAUAUAAUGACAUUAGCUGUAUUUGGACAGGAGAGCUUAGACAACCUGGAGUCGAUUGUGGUAGAAAAAUUCUCUCAAAUUGAAAACAAAAACGUUGAUGCUCCCAGAUGGCCGGAUAUGCCAUAUGGAGAAGACCAAAUGAAUACAGAAACAUAUAUCAUCCCAGUAAAGGACACGCGAUCUUUAACGAUCUCUUUUCAAAUGGAAGAUUUGGAAAAGUAUUACAAGUCUAGUCCAGAGUAUUAUGUGAGCCAUUUGAUUGGCUAUGAAGGAAAAGGCAGUAUUCUAUCCGAGCUAAAGUCUCGUGGAUGGUGCAAUAAGUUAAUCGCUGGUUAUGGUAGCCUGGGUCGAGGAUUUGGGAGUUUUGAUAUAAUGGUUGAUUUAACAGAGGAUGGAUUUGAAAAUAUACAUGAUACAGCGAAACUUAUCUUUCAGUACAUCACAAUGUUGAAGGUCAAAGGACCUCAGAAAUGGAUAUUCGAAGAGUAUUGCAAUUUAUCUGAAAUACAAUUUCGAUUUAAGGACAAAGAAACUCCUACCUCGCUUGUUACAGAAAUAGUAGGCUCGAUGCACCUGUUUCCUUUGGAGGAUGUUCUUGUAGCGUACUCCUUGAUAACCGAAUGGCAGCCGGAGCUUAUAAUGGAUGUAAUAAAUAAGUUAACUCCCCGUAAAUCGAGGCUUAUCAUUGUUGGGCAAAAAUGCCAAUCAUUGGUUAAUUCUGAUGAAGAAUGGUACGGAACAAAAUAUGGAGUGAAAAAAAUCGAACCCUCGAUUUUAGAACAUUGGUCUGAGCCUGAUUUAAACAACAAUUUACAAUUACCAGAGCCAAAUCCAUUCAUUCCCUCUGAUUUUGAUCUGCUACCAAUUGAUAGUUGCGUGGACAAUUGCCCAAUCAUAAUUUACGACACACCAAUUAUUCGAACUUGGUUUAAACAAGAUAAUGAAUUUUUGAAACCCAAAGCUUUGAUGAGCUUUGAUUUCAACAGUCCGAUCGUAUAUUCUGAUCCGUUGAACUGCAACAUGACACGACUUUUUGUUCAACUGCUUAAAGAUCAUCUUAAUGAGUAUUUGUUCGAAGCAGACAUGGCAGGUUUAGGGUUUGCAGUUAGCAAUACAACUUCGGGAAUAAGUUUAUCUAUAGGUGGAUAUAGUCACAAGCAGCCUAUUCUACUUGAAAAAGUAUUGAAUUGCAUGUUGGAUUUUAAAAUAAAUGAACGUAGAUUUGAAAUACACAAAGAACAAUACGUUCGUAGUUUGAAAAAUUACAAGGCUCAACAACCCUAUCAGCAUGCUAUUUACUAUCUUGCCUUACUUCUAACAGAACAAGCAUGGACGAGACAAGAACUUCUAGAUGCCACUCAACUGCUGACCGUAGAAAGGUUGCAGAUGUUCAUCGCGCAGUUGCUCUCUCGAAUGCAUCUUGAAUGUUUCAUUUACGGUAAUGUGAACAAGAAUAAAGCGCUACAACUAACAUCAAUGGUUGAGGAAAAAAUGAAAUCUACCGAUGCUCAAGUUUUACCUUUAUUGGCCAGGCAGCUUCUACAAAAGCGCGAAUAUAAGCUAGGAAAAGGAGAAAGUUGUUUAUUUGAAGGAUUUAAUGAAUUCCAUAAGAGUUCAUGCAUGGAACUGUAUUUGCAAUGCGGUCAGCAAGAUCCCCAUUCAAUGUAUGUUGAUAUUUUAUCACAAUUACUUAGCGAAGAAUGCUACGCUCAGUUACGUACCAGAGAGCAACUUGGUUAUAUUGUGUUAUGUGGAUCUCGAAAAGCGAAUGGCAUUUGUGGGCUACGAAUAAUUGUCCAAUCUCCCCAUCAUCCAGCAUAUGUUGAGGAACGUAUUGAAAGUUUCCUCAACAAAAUGGAAGAUUUUCUUGAAAAAAUGCCGGAUACUGAGUUUAUUCGUCAUAAGGAAGCAUUGGUAGCAUUAUUACUGGAAAAACCGAAGCGAUUAGUUUCGCAGUAUGAAAUAUACUUGCAUGAAAUAUCGUUGAGACAAUAUCAUUUCAAUCGAUCAAAGGUUGAAGCAGCGAAACUUGGCCCUCUAACAAAGAAACAAGUGAUUGAUUACUAUAAGGAAUAUAUCAUGUUGGGUGCACCAUCGAGAAGCACUUUAUCAAUUUAUGUCACAUCUACCGCCGAAGGUGGCGCAGGAUUACAAAAAAAAGUAAACGAAAAUGAAGAAUCACCCGGAAAUACGAUUGAAAAUCUGUCUGCGGCUUCAAUACCGACAAUAACAAAAAAUUGUAUCAGAAUAGCCGACUUAGCAAAUUUCAAAUCCUCUCGUUCCUUAUAUCCUUUAGCCAAACCUUAUAUUGAAGUUUUAUCCAAAGGAGGAAGAUGCAAGCUGUAAAAAUAUCAUUGAUUUUAUUUUAAAUCUGACGCAGAGUAAUUGAUGGGGAAGCUCGAUAGUAUCGGGAUCGAAUCUCGUCUGAGCCCCCCUCGUACGCAGGACUGACUACCCAGCUACGAGUAAUUAAAAGUCAUGAAAGCCUUGACUAAGCUUAGCAAGGUAGGCCAUGUCAGUACGACGUGCUGCGACAAUUGUGAGCGGGCCAGUAAAGAAGAAGAAGACGCAGAGUAAUUAUCUAGUAUAUUGGAACUGUGCAAUAGAUCUUGUUAUCUUCAACGCAUUUGCUUUAUUUUUGUAUCAAUUUUUUGUUUGAGUUUAAAACGCGGUAGAUGUGACUAGUUGGCAGUUAGGGGGGCUUUAUAGCCAAAAGCGGUAGCGAGCGGCACUGAUCCUUAAAAAACGGCACUGAUCUAUAAAAAAUCAAGUCAGAAAGCCACAACCAGGGAGGUCUUCUCUGUAUAACGAUUGUUAAGCCAUUUAAAAAUAAGAAGAAAAUGUGGCAAAAGAUACGGAAGGGAAAAAAGCAAAUACCGACAUACCUAUGCGUCAUAAUAAAGAUAAGGUCAUACAUAUAAUAUUACGUUACAUUGUUAUUGAAUCAUCGUGAUACGGUCAACAAAAUCGCCAUUCGUGCUACGAAAAUGGUUAAAAUAUGUGAAGUUUUGUAACUUGAAGAAGAACAAGAAA